GCUAGAGCGUGAAUUGCGUUUUGCAUAUUGUUGUUGAGCGAAGUUUUGAAGAUGGUGCAAUUAUCGAAAGCUGGAGUCAACGAGAAUCCGUCUCUGAAAGCUGGACACCCUCCUGCAGGAAAGGCUGUAGGAAAAAGAGCGGCUAAAAAAGGUGGUGAAGAAAAUGUUCCUUCUGAAAAAGAGGCCAAGAGACCUACAGCAGAAAAGAGGUCCACUGCAGUGCUUUCCAGAAUGCAGUCGAUCAGUAUUCUUCUAGCUGGUACUCUUGAUAAGUUAAGUUGUGAAUUUCCAGCUGCAACAGCAAGUGUUGCAUGUAACAAGCCCAGACCUGCAGUUGAAAAGCUGCACACACCGAAGAAACUGUACCUCAUUCAACAGCCCCGCAAGUGUUGAGUGAUAGGCCAGUUUGCGGGGGAGGGGGGGGUGGGGGUGGUGGUACUGUAUAAUGGAGGGAUGGCUUAUUUCAGUAAGAUAAAGCAAUAGAUUUAAAAUAGUGCUUUUUCUGGAUGCAUGUUUUCUUUAUGGAGUUCAGUUUGUAUGUCAAAACUACUAAUAAAUGAAAUGGAUAUAAA
Polyodon spathula (Mississippi paddlefish) is the source of this 572-nucleotide messenger RNA. Its product is annotated as death-associated protein-like 1. The transcript has 4 exons. The record is from RefSeq and is a predicted model, not a curated record. Bases 52 to 393 code for a protein of 113 amino acids. Gene Ontology annotation, molecular function: death domain binding. NCBI's taxonomy places the organism in Eukaryota, Metazoa, Chordata, Actinopteri, Acipenseriformes, Polyodontidae. Gene Ontology annotation, biological process: apoptotic signaling pathway; negative regulation of autophagy; cellular response to amino acid starvation.